Messenger RNA from Priapulus caudatus, 1707 nucleotides. RefSeq names its product visual system homeobox 1-like. Gene Ontology annotation, molecular function: sequence-specific double-stranded DNA binding; DNA-binding transcription factor activity, RNA polymerase II-specific. The record is from RefSeq and is a predicted model, not a curated record. NCBI's taxonomy places the organism in Eukaryota, Metazoa, Priapulida, Priapulimorpha, Priapulimorphida, Priapulidae. Gene Ontology annotation, biological process: regulation of transcription by RNA polymerase II. Gene Ontology annotation, cellular component: nucleus.
AUUCGCCGUCGUCCCGCGUUGAUAGUAAUCCGUCCGAGACGAGUCAAUCACCGAAGCAUUCACGAUCGUCCCGCAGACACAGGUCCGUGUUCACACCGGAACAGGUGAAAAGCCUUGAGGAGGCGUUUGAAGAGGCGCACUACCCGGAUGUAGCCGCGCGCGAGGCUCUAUCACAGGCGACAAGCAUCGGCGAGGAUCGCAUCCAGGUGUGGUUCCAGAACAGACGCGCGAAGUGGAGAAAGACAGAGAAGACGUGGGGAAAGAGUACGGUCAUGGCUGAAUACGGUCUGUACGGAGCGAUGGUGCGACACUCGCUCCCUCUACCGGAGUCAAUCAAGCAAAAUGCUGAGAACGAAGAAAAGGAUGCGUGCGCUCCGUGGCUACUCGGCAUGCACAAGAAAACACGGCACGAGAAAACAAACGCACCAGAAGCGGAGACAUCACAGCAUAGUGAGAGCGAAGACGGAACUGGAAAACCAACGACUAGUGAGCGCAUGACUACAGUGACUAGUGACGCCGAGUGAGGAGCCUGCUUAACAACGAGCAGACUCGUGCUAUUUAUAAUGUUCGUAAAAAAUAACGGGUCAUGAAAAAUAAUUGUGAUAUCGUAAGUGCUUACUACUACCACUACCAUACUACCACCAAGGCCGCCGCCGCCGCCGCCGCCGCCACUAUUAAUAAUAAUAAUAAUAAUUACUAUUAUUAUUAUUCUUAUUAUUAGGUUCUAGAAUCACAUUUGUUCACUAGAAAACCGCUUCUGUGUAAUGAAAUACGAAUUGCUACCUUCUUGUAAAUGUUGUUGUAAUGUAUAUAGUAAGGCUAGUUCACUGCGUACGAUUUGCCAUUUUGAUGUAUAUUUUGUAUACCGAGACUAGUAAAAUUAGUAUUGUGAACUGUUAUUGCGUUUAUUGUUCCAAGGAGACAUUUGUUCGUAUUUUUUAACGUUGACACUUAUAGCUGUAGGGUAUUGCCGAGAACGUAGAAUGAUGUAAAGAGCGUAUAAUCUAGUAUCGCUAUAUAUAUUUAUUAUAUCUGACCUUUCUUAUCAAAGACCGUAUACAAUCUUGCGGUAUUCACACGAAAUUCAUAUAAUUUAGAUUUAAUUUACAAUGUAAACGGUAUUUCCUAAUGCAUGCCGUAUAGUGGCGCCAUCGAGCGUGCGGGAGAGCACAUUUCCGCACAAAUUGCGUUCCUUCAAGUUAACGCUUCCGCACAAAAUAUUGAAAAUACGUUUGAUUAAUUUAUUGAUUCUUUGUAAUAAGUUGAACUUGUCUUAAGUAAGUAGAUUCAUGCUACUGCAAUGGAACUAAAUCAAAAUAAAGAGUUGCAUACAAACUCACUCGUAUUACUGUUAGCCGCUUCGUUGAUGACACAUGAGCAUGCGAAAAAAAUACAGAUCCUCCGGUUAUAUUUCAUCUCGAUUUACUGAUCACCUUGUAAACACACUUAAUACACACGAUCAGCGAAUUUGACUAAAAAUGCAUUUAAAACACGCACACUGGAUUUCCUUCACAAUUAGCAUACCGGCCAAUUAAUCUCAAUUCGAGAUUUUUGUCAAUUAUUCAGUACUCGAAAAACUGCCAACGCGUUAACCUUACGAGAUUAUUGCCGUUCUAUCGCAGCUGCUACACCGAGAUGGAAUUAAACCUUUUCUCUACAUAUACCUGUAAAUAUAUUUGCAACACAAAACUUUAAAAAAAAACCACA